Molecule: messenger RNA, 555 nt
Organism: Suillus subalutaceus
Lineage: Eukaryota; Fungi; Basidiomycota; Agaricomycetes; Boletales; Suillaceae
Exons: 5
Coding region: 169-483 (104 amino acids)
Source: RefSeq, a predicted model, not a curated record
AUUUUCAAGUGAUGGCACGCUCCGCCCAUCCAGAGCAGUGUCCAUGUCAUUGAUGACUGCACCCCACACUGACAUCAUCAUGAUCGCACUGCUCCCUCUACAUGUAGUUAUAAAAGACGUCACAUCCAUAUUCUAUUGAAUUCAGUUUUCUCUCAUUACACAAACACUAUGUGGUUCACAUCCGAUUCUGAAGAGUCUCAAGCACACUCGCAGGUGACUGGUGGACACAGCGCCAAACUGAGCCAUGAGCUCCUUGCCUCUGCCGCGUCAUACGAGGCUGCCAAAGCGUACGAGAAGCAUGUCCAGAAGAAUGGAAAACCCGCAAACCAUGCGAUGGCCGUGGAGCUGCUUGCGGCGCUGACGGGUGGCUUUGUUGACCGCAUUGCAGAGACCAAGGGGAUGGACGCACUUGAUAAGGAAAAGGCUAAGCAUGCAGCAAACGAACGCGCUAAAGGCGCCCUCGAGCAACACGAAGAAUUUUGAUUGUGCAUAGUAGUAGGUGGACUUUAUUGUACAAGUCUAUCUAUCGUGGUAGAUCGAAUUCCAGAAUGUGCA